AUGGCUGCUUUGCUAUGGUCAUUACUCCUAUCUGCAUUUCAUGCAGUAGCACUAGCACAACAAAGGCACUUCAAUAUAACUCUUGACUCUUCUCUAACACCUACUGCAAACACAUCAUGGUUUUCACCCACCAGGACUUUGCCUUUGGGUUUUAUGAACAAACCAAUGGCUAUGCUGUUGGAAUCUCCAUCAUCGGCAGGAGGGAAAGAAAUCUGUGUCAUAAAUCCCUCUCAAGCCAUUGCUUCAGCUUCCAUGCUGGACACUGGCAACUUUGUGAUCUAUAAUUCUGAUCACAAUGUCAUUUGGCAAAGUUUUGACAAUCCAACAAACACCCUUUUACCUGGCCAGCAUCUGUCAGCUGGACAAGAGCUGUUCUCGAGUGCCUCGAAAGCAGACGACUCAUUUAGGACUUUCCGUCUCAAAAUGCAAAAUGAUGGGAACCUCGUUCAGUACCCUGUCCAUACACCAGAUGAUGUCUCAUAUGCUUACUUCGCAACAGAAACCAAUACAGCAGGGAAUAACGUUACACUGAAUCUUAAUGAUGACGCCCACCUCUACUGGUUCAAUUCCACCAUCAGUCUAAUAAAUCUAACCAACAAAGGCUACCUUAGGGAAAGGACCAUCAUAUAUGUGACGAAAAUUGAUGUUGAUGAUGAUCAAAUUAAAUGUGCAUGUCUUCCGGGAUUCGAUUUUGUAAUGCAAGGAAAAUGGAGCUCAGGCUGUGAAAGGAAUUUCACUGCAGAAACCUGUCGGUUAAAGGAGAAUACUUCCAAAUACUACGUCAUGAGAACCGUUGACAACACAAAAUGGGAAGAUAUUUCUUGUGAUGUUUUGGUCACAACAACCAAAGAAGAUUGUGAACAAGCAUGCCUACAGGAUUGUAACUGUGGGGCUGCUCUGUUCAAAGCUACAGAGUGUAGAAAGCAAAUGCUGCCUCUGAGGUAUGGAAGAAGAGACAUGAGUAACGCUAAUCAAGCAUUGGUCAAGGUGGGCAUUAAUGUAGUUGCCAAAAAAGGAUUGCCUAACCAGAAUGAAGAAACAAACAACAAUAACAACAUACCCAUCAUUACAAAAGGCAAAAAGCUAAGAAUAGACUUUGUAAUUGCAAGCAUUACACUAGCUGUUUUUGCUUUGUUGGUCUUAGGCAUCUCCGGAUUCCUUAUUCACAGAAAUCACUGGACUUACAGGAAAAUCCAGGAGAGUAGAAGUGUUCAGUUAUGUGAGAAUGUUGCUCCAAGAGCAUUUUCCUAUGCAGAACUAGAGCAGGCAAACCAGUGGUUUCAAAGAAGAAUUAAGAAGAGGAGCAUUUGGAACGGUAUUUAA
Lycium barbarum (goji berry) is the source of this 1323-nucleotide messenger RNA. RefSeq names its product G-type lectin S-receptor-like serine/threonine-protein kinase LECRK4. The coding region runs from base 1 to 1323 and encodes 440 amino acids. The record is from RefSeq and is a predicted model, not a curated record. The transcript is spliced from 3 exons. NCBI's taxonomy places the organism in Eukaryota, Viridiplantae, Streptophyta, Magnoliopsida, Solanales, Solanaceae.